Messenger RNA from Panicum virgatum (switchgrass), 1333 nucleotides. RefSeq names its product PHD finger protein ALFIN-LIKE 1. Gene Ontology annotation, biological process: regulation of DNA-templated transcription. Bases 117 to 881 code for a protein of 254 amino acids. Gene Ontology annotation, cellular component: nucleus. The transcript has 5 exons. Gene Ontology annotation, molecular function: histone binding; transcription cis-regulatory region binding; transcription coregulator activity. The record is from RefSeq and is a predicted model, not a curated record. NCBI's taxonomy places the organism in Eukaryota, Viridiplantae, Streptophyta, Magnoliopsida, Poales, Poaceae.
CCCGCAUCACUCGUGUCCUCGUGUACUACUCGUCGCUUCGCUCCCGACCGCAUCGCGAUCAGUCACCUCCUCCUCCUCUCCGCCUCGCCGGAGAUCAGACGAGGCGCCGCCGGGAGAUGGACGCCUCCUACCGCCGCGCCGGCUCCGGAGGCGGCUCCGCGCCGCGCUCCGUCGAGGACAUCUUCAAGGACUACCGCGCCCGCCGCUCCGCCAUCCUCCGCGCCCUCACCCACGACGUCGAGGAGUUCUACGCGCAGUGCGAUCCAGAGAAGGAGAACCUGUGCCUGUACGGGUACGCGAACGAGGCGUGGGAGGUGGCGCUGCCGGCGGAGGAGGUGCCUACGGAGCUGCCGGAGCCGGCGCUCGGGAUCAAUUUCGCGCGCGACGGGAUGAACCGCCGCGACUGGCUUGCGCUCGUCGCCGUCCACUCCGACUCGUGGCUUGUCUCCGUCGCAUUCUACUACGCCGCGCGGCUCAACCGCAACGAACGGAAGCGUUUAUUUAGCAUGAUGAACGAGCUGCCAACUGUUUUUGAAGUUGUCUCUGGUGGCGGGAAACAGUCUAGGGAGAGGGACAGAUCCGCUUCCGACAACAGUGGUAGAAAUAAACUGUCAGUGAAGCCUCUCCAGCAUACAAGCGAGCCACGCAUAGAAAAUAACGCCAGUGAGCCCGACGAGGGCUACGAUGAAGACGACGGUGACCACAGCCAAACAUUGUGUGGGACUUGCGGUGGGAUAUACAGCGCGGACGAGUUCUGGAUCGGGUGCGACAUUUGCGAGAAGUGGUACCACGGCAAGUGCGUGAAGAUCACCCCAGCAAAGGCAGAGAGCAUAAAGCAGUACAAGUGCCCGAGCUGCUCAAAGAGACCUAGGCCACUGUAGCACCGUCCUUCGCGCUGGAGGACGGGCUUGGCGGUGGCGCCCCCCACCAUAGAUGGAAACCUGCACAAGCAGGAGGUCCGGAGUUUACUCCUUGUGCAAAGGUCAAUGCAGGAGGUCCGGAGUUUACUCCUUGUGCAAAGGUCAAUGCAGGAGGUCCGGAGUUUACUACUUGUGCAAGGUCAAUACCGUCUUGCGAUGUUUACUGUAUCUUUUCGAUUUAGCUUAUAUAUGACUGACGAUGGCGAUGCUGAUGUGAGGUACGAUCACACAUAUUGAUUAUAGCCUUUAUUGUUGUUUCUCCUUGCCCUGGAGUGAGUUAACGGUAGUCUGUAUGUUGCCGGAAAAGGAAAUAGGGGCAGUAAGGAAGCCUUUGUAAUGUUCCUAAAUGUGAAACGAGCAGCUUAUGCAACAAUAAUCCGAGAGGUUUGUGUUAAUAUUUUACUCAGACCUGA